Caretta caretta (loggerhead turtle) is the source of this 2633-nucleotide messenger RNA. RefSeq names its product synaptosomal-associated protein 25-like. Lineage: Eukaryota; Metazoa; Chordata; Testudines; Cheloniidae. The record is from RefSeq and is a predicted model, not a curated record. Gene Ontology annotation, biological process: exocytosis; synaptic vesicle fusion to presynaptic active zone membrane; synaptic vesicle priming. Gene Ontology annotation, cellular component: plasma membrane; SNARE complex. Gene Ontology annotation, molecular function: voltage-gated potassium channel activity; SNAP receptor activity; syntaxin-1 binding.
AGCAGACAGAGACUCUGAGCUGCUGUGACUGGAAACAGAACAGGGAUCCUGGAACUGAGCUAGCAACAGGGCUCUGGACACUAGCGCAGCUGCUUUACGUCACCCCCUGCAGGUGAUCCGGGAGAGGCUGUAAGCAGAGCCCGUCCCUCGUGUGUUCCCGAAGGCACUCGCCCUCCGCCGGGGAGCCUGCAGGAUGGCAGCCAACGGCACUGUGGGGCCCGAGUCGCAGGAGGUGCAGCGCCGCGUGGAUCAGAUCACAGAUGAGUCUCUGGAGAGCACCCGUCGAAUGCUGCAUAUGGUGGAAGAGAGCAAAGACGCUGGGAUCCAGAUCUUGGUGAUGCUGGAUGAACAGGGAGAACAGCUGGACCGGAUUGACGAGGGGCUGGAUCAGAUCAACCAGGACAUGAAGGAGGCGGAGAAGAACCUGACAGACAUGGCCAAGUGCUGCGGCCUCUGUGUCUGCCCCUGUGCCAAGCUGAAGAACAUCAAGGCCAGUGAGGCGUACAAGGCGGUCUGGGGCAACACCCAGGACGGGGUGGUCUCCACGCAGCCCUCGCGAGUGGCAGACGAAAGGGAGCAGAUGACCAUGAGUGGGGACUACAUCCACAGAAUAACCAAUGACGCACGGGAGGACGAGAUGGAGGAGAACCUGGUGCAGGUGGGGAGCAUCCUGGGCAACUUGAAGAGCAUGGCUCUGGACGUGGGCAACGAGAUCGACAUCCAGAACAAGCAGGUGGACAAGAUCAUGGAGAAGGUCACCGUGAACGAAGAUCGCAUCCAAGAGGCCAACACCCGGGCCAAGAAGAUUCUCAAAAAUGCAUGAGCCCCGGCCCCACGUGCUCUCCCGCUUCGCUGCCCCCCCACCCCGGCUCCCGGUCGUCCAUCUGUCCGUCCCUGCUGUCCAACCUGCCCUGGAGUCUCCAGCGCUGUGUGUUAGGUGGAGCCUCGGAUGCUUGGGGGCGGGCGUAGGGUGUGCGCACUGCCAUGGCACUUAGCGGAUAACAGCCCUACUAUUGCAGCCAGCUAGGGGAGCUCCUUCUGUAGCUCCAGUGGGAGAGGGCUGUCCCUGGGAGCUGAAGGUUGCAGGCUCAGUCGCAGCUGGGAGGGUGGAGUAUGCUACAGACGUAGUGGCUCCAUGUGUUGUGGGCGGGGGGAGGAAUCUUUAUUUCCUCUUGGGGGGGGGUACACAUGUGACCCCCCCCUCCCCCUGCUAUAGGGAAGGCAGACCCUAGUGCAUCCUGCCCCAGUGCAGUGACUCAGAAGGAGGAAUCUGCAUGGAGCUUUCUUCCAGUCUGGGGGAAUUUUUGGAGCGUGACGUGUGGAUAUUUGGCUCUAUUUUCAAACUGCCACAGCCCUGCCUCCUAUGGGACCCUAAUCUCCCUCACCCCUCCUGUUGUGAUUGGGUCCUCAUGCCCCCCCGCCCCCCGCCCCCCAUGACCCUACCCUUGAGGCUCCUUCCCCUGGCUGAGAUGGGUUUUCCCAAGGGCAGAUAAUGAGUGCCGGGGGAGGGCCAGUCAGAUGUGGGAUUGGGCAGUUCUCUGCCCUCUGGAGAGAAAUGGGGGUAGGGGAGGAGGUGAGAGGGAGACAGGAAUUUUCUUGUGCAUUAUCCCAGCCAACUUUGAUUGAGAAAGGUUCCAAGCAGCCUCUGAUUUUAUGAAGCACGUUAACCUGUGGAACUCCCCACCACAAGAUAUUAAUAAUCCCGAGAUUUUAUCAUCCGUAAAUCUCAAAGCACUUUACAAAGGGGAGUGGUGGUGUCAGUAUCUCUAUCCCCAUUCUACAGAUAGGGAAACUGAGGCACAGAGAAGAAAAGUGACUUGCCCAAGCUCACCCGUGGCAGAGUUGGGAAUAGAACCCAGGUCUCCUGAGUCCUGCUCCAGUGCUCUAUCCACUAGGCCACACUGUUCUGAAGAAAGCCCCUAUAUCAACUGACACAAAUGCUUCAGUAGCUAAAUGAAGCCAAACUGGAUUGACAGGACAGCUGAAUCAGAGAGGGUCAGGCCAGAGACUUGCCUGGUUCAAUUCUCCACUCCAUCCUUCCCUGUUAACCUGUGGAACCCCCCACCACAGGAUAUUCCUGAAGCAAACAUUUCAUUAACUAACUGAAGAGAAACAGGAAUGAUGGAAGAGAUGAAUCAGAGAAUGGGGACAUUGGAGAUUUCCCUGGUUGAGUUCCACCUCCAUCCUUUCCUGGUAACCUGUGGAACUCCCCACCACAGGAUAUUCCUGAAGCAAACAUUUCAUUAACCAAUUGAAGAGAAACAGCAGUGAUGGGAGAGAUGAAUCAGAGAAGGGGGACAUCAGAGAUUUCCCUGGUUCAGUUCCCCCUCCAUCCUUUCCUGGUAAUCUGUGGAACUCCCCACCACAGGAUAUUCCCAAAGCAACUAUUUCAUGAACUAAAUGAAGGGAAAUAAGACUGAUGGGAUGGCUGAAUUGGGAGGUGGGGCGCAUGCCGAUGACUCCCUGGGUUGUAUCCCUCUGUGUGUGUGUUUGGUUUUCAAACGUAAUCUGUCACUGUGACACCGAAGCCCCUGUCUGUGUGAGGGGCCCUCUUCAUUUUUAUCCGUGAUGUAAGCGAGGUGAUUUUUUUCUUCCAAAGCAUAAUACAAAAAAAAGCAAAAGCAAAAGUGCCU